Molecule: messenger RNA, 864 nt
Organism: Phyllostomus hastatus (greater spear-nosed bat)
Lineage: Eukaryota; Metazoa; Chordata; Mammalia; Chiroptera; Phyllostomidae
Product: leukocyte immunoglobulin-like receptor subfamily A member 5
Exons: 6
Coding region: 1-864 (287 amino acids)
Biological process (GO): cytokine-mediated signaling pathway
Molecular function (GO): inhibitory MHC class I receptor activity
Source: RefSeq, a predicted model, not a curated record
AUGCCCCACACCCUUGCGGCCCUGCUCUGCCUGGGGCUGAGCAUGGGCCUGAGGACCCCAGUGCAGGCAGGGACCCUCCCCAAACUGACCCUCCCCAAACUGACCCUCUGGGCUGAGCCAGGUGCUGUGAUCCCCUGGGAGACCUCAGUGACCAUCUGGUCUCAGGGAACCCUACAAGCUGAGGAGUACCAUUUGUAUAAAGAUGGAAGUUCAGAGCCCUGGUUCAAACAGAAGUCACUAAAUCCCAGGUACGAGACCAAGUUUCCCAUCACACAGAUGACAGAGUGCUCUGCAGGGAGAUAUCAGUGUUACUAUCUCAGCCAACAUGUCUGGUCAGAAAGCAGUCACCCCCUGGAGCUGGUGGUGACAGGCAUAUUUUACUACAAACCCAAACUCUCAGCUUUGCCCAGCCCUGUUGUGACCUCAGGAGGGAACAUGACCCUCCAGUGUGGCUCACGGCAGGAUCUUGACAGGUUCAUUCUGACUAAGGAAGGAGAAGACAGGCUCUCCUGGACGCUGGACUCACAGCAACACCCCAGUGGGCAGUUUCAGGCCCUGUUCCCAGUGGGCCCUGUGAUCCCCAGACAGAGUGGGACUUUCAGAUGCUAUGCUUAUUACAGGCACACCCCCCAGCUGUGGUCACCACCCAGUGACCCCCUGGAGCUCCUGGUCAGAGGAGCAGCUGACACCAUCAGCCCAUCACACAACAGCUCAGAUAACACGAGCAACUCCCACCCCCAAGACUACACAGUGGGGAAUCUCAUCCACAUGGACGUGGCUCUGCUGGUCCUGGUGGUCCUCGGGGUCCUGCUGUUUCAGGCUCGAGACAGUGAGAGAAUGGCCCAGGCUGCCGCCAAGACCUGA